Molecule: messenger RNA, 1025 nt
Organism: Verruconis gallopava
Lineage: Eukaryota; Fungi; Ascomycota; Dothideomycetes; Venturiales; Sympoventuriaceae
Exons: 1
Coding region: 578-898 (106 amino acids)
Source: RefSeq, a predicted model, not a curated record
GUGUGCUCUGACGAGGCAUUCCGGCGCGGCCACUCGCGGGUCCCAGCGUUCAAGAAGGAGCCCGCUUUAGCUUCGCGCGCGGCACACUCUGACUACGGGAUAGCAAUUUGUCGUGCCGCACCAACGACGGGUGAGCUAAGAGGAGAGACAUCGUCGAUCCGGAACAGGUCACAAGGUACAUCGUUUGGGACAGGUACGCGCUGCCGUCGAAAGUUCACGUCAUGCCAAUAUACCGCCCCAAGUGUCGUACCUGGAUAAUGCCCAGGGAAAUUGGGGAGGGAUGUUGAGCGCCGCCAAACAAGGAAAAAAAGCAAUGUUACAAAAAAAACCAGGCCUCGAAGGCAGCGCUGUUGCGGUCGGUCGACCGAACAUCGAAUUUCGAGAUUCGCAAUGGAGAAAUUGGCUAGGACGGGGGGGCUGACAGGCUCAGCGCACAAGUUAGCUUGGAAACCUGACCAUUUUUGUGUGUUUUUGAUGAAAAAAAAAAUUGACCAGGACCGGGCACUCGCCUGGCGAUCUGCUUCCGAAGCAGGCGGUUUUAGUGGUGGUGCUUCCGAGGAGACAGCCUGGCUCCCGCAUGGUCCGCCAACAUGGGAUUUCUAGCACGAAGAGGGGGAAUUCCUCAAUCGUGCAUGGGGUUUGGAAGCGCGGAUUUGGAACGGCGGCGACACAACCCCGUCGUGAAAGGGGGGAAAAUCCACAUGACCCCGGCCGCAGGACGGUGACAACGUACGCAGUACACGACGUAAAAAGGGCGAAUGCGAUCGCGCACGGGACCGCACAGACAGGAAAGAAGGACCGCGAGCACAGCGACGAGAGCGGAGACCGGUUUUGCGGAGAGAAGCACGAUUUUGGCUCACAAUCAAUACGUCAUUGCUCGUCAGCUCACGCCGCAUAGAUUGAAGCGUGGAGGCCCGUGACCCGGGAGGAGCCAAUGGCGAGCGCAGCGCAUGGACAGGCCGAACAGACAAGACGAAACGAGAUUGCGAAAGCCUGUCGUUUGUUUCUUUCUCUCCCCCCCCCCC